Messenger RNA from Fusarium pseudograminearum CS3096, 372 nucleotides. RefSeq lists its product as uncharacterized. NCBI's taxonomy places the organism in Eukaryota, Fungi, Ascomycota, Sordariomycetes, Hypocreales, Nectriaceae. Gene Ontology annotation, biological process: mitochondrial outer membrane translocase complex assembly; protein insertion into mitochondrial outer membrane. The coding region runs from base 1 to 372 and encodes 123 amino acids. Gene Ontology annotation, cellular component: mitochondrial outer membrane. The record is from RefSeq and is a predicted model, not a curated record. The transcript has 2 exons.
AUGGCCGACGAACACAACCACCUCGCCGAGUCCGGCGUCACAAUGCACUCCGACAUCGAACUAUACUCUGCAGGCGAUGAUCUAUCAUCACCUCCCUCGUCAAACUCACCAGUCAUCCUCUACAAGCCUCCUACUGUGUGGUCUUUGAUGCGUGGAACUGCCAUCAACCUGUUGCUACCGUUCAUCAACGGUAUGAUGCUUGGUUUCGGAGAGCUGUUUGCUCAUGAGGCAGCCUUCAGGCUGGGUUGGGGCGGCACCAAGGUCUUCCCUCUUUCGCGAAGAAGAGCACACCCCAUCGGACCUGGUAUCGAGCUUCGAGAAAACUACAGCACUCCUCGUCCUUCGCUGGACGAUAUUGCAAGCCUGGAGUAA